GCUUCUCAGAGCACUCCACGUUCCCUCAUAAAUGUAGCCGGGAGCGGCGGAAUUAAUCCGCCUAGAAAUGACGGGAUGGAGCCUAAACCCCCUGGGAUUCAGCCUAAAAAGCUCCCGAAUCCAAUCUGGUGCUUCCCAUGGAUUGGGGCGGUACUGGUGAUGGGCGGGACGGUGACGUCAGUCCCUCUGGCCCCGGCCCUUUCCGGCGCCUCCCGAUCCCGCACGGGCAUUUCCGCGAGCGCCGCCGCCGGGGCCGGUUCUGGGCCGGGACCGGCGCCUGUCCCGGGACUCCUUCGCCACCGGAGCGUCCCCAAGGUGUCCCCAGAGUGUCCCCGCCGGGUCACCAGUGAGCAUGGAGAACCAAAAGUCGCUGAAGGCGCUAGUGUCUGUGGUGGCCACCCUGGGCGAGGUGGUGGCCGCUGUGACCGGGUCACACAGGGACGUGCGGCGGCGCGUGUCCCCAAAGUUCCUGCAUGCCGCCCUGGGGAGAUUCACUCAGAGCCUCCGUGAGACCCUGGACCACGGCGAUGUCACCUCCAUGGGCCACUCCGGUGUCCCCUCCCUGGUCCAGGCCCUGGCUGCCUUUGAACCCACCCCAGAGGCCUGGGAUGAUGUGAGAGCCGUGGCCAAGGCCUGGCGGGAGUUGGUGGCCGCGCUGGAGGAGAGAUGGAAACGCCUGGCCUGGGAGGCUGCUGAGCUCUGUGUUGUCUGUGAGCAAAUGGAUCCCGCCCGAGCCAGGGACCCACAGGACAAGGCCACCCAGCGGGGGACAGCUUGGGACAACCUGGUGGCCUCCACGGUCCGGUGGUCGAUGGUGGCCCUGGAUAGGGAGGAGGAGGAGGAGGUGGCCUCAGUGGGGGCCAUGUGUCAUGCCCAGGAGGCAGUGGCUACCAGCAAGGAGGAAGCGGCCACCAAUGAGGCCAUGGACGAGGCUGUGGUGGCCACCAGCCGGGCAAGGGCGGCCACCAGGAGGGGACAUUGGGCAGAGGCAGCCCUGGAGCCGCUGAAGCGCUUGGUGGAAGUGUGUGACAAAGCCUUGGCGUUCACCAGGAACAUGGAGUUCUACCUCUCGGAGAUCAAGUUCAUCCUGAAGUGGGGAGAGUCGGCAUCCCGCAGUGUUCAUGCAGACUUGGUGGCCACAGUGGCCGAGUUUGAGUGGCUGUGGGAGGCCAGCGCCCGCCUGUUCAGGGAUCAUCUGCUGGGGAUACUUGAGCUCGUUGACAACCUCCUCUUGAGUCCCUAUGCUGGCCCAGGUGUCCCGGGUGGCCCAGGUGGCCCCGGCAGCCGCGCAGUGGCCGAGAGGUGCCAAGAAGCCAUUGAGGACAUCCCGAGGCUGCUGUGGGGACAGUGAUGUCACCACUGUGAUGUCAUUGGGGCAGUGAUGUCACUGGGGAGACUUGUGGAUACUCAGUUGCCACCAGCUCCUCGUGUCACCAAGAGCCUGUAGUAUAUGGUAGAGUUAAUUCAUGCUAUAGAUAUAGAUAUAUGUGUGUAUAAAAUAUUGCAAAGAUUCGAAACUUAUGUCUGGCUGGGAACAGAGUCCUGUUCUUAUUGUAAUCAGUUCCCGGACAGUGUUAAGAUGAUAUCAGGUCUGUUACCUGAAUGGUAAUGGUCCCCGGCUAUAAUGGGCUAUUAUGGGGGAUUUCCUCCAGUUCCUGCAUUCAGGUGAUCCCAUCUGGACCUUCCCAGAAUGGAAUGUCUGGAGGAGCGCAUGAGACAUGCACCUGGACAUGAUUUCAUCGCGGUACUCAGAAACCAGUACAUGUGAAUGCAGCUUCUGCCUGGACACUCAGACAUUCGUCUGCAUCUCUGAGUUCGCCUUUGUCUGUUUCUACAUCUGUAUGGAUUCAACUUUACAUGUGAAGAAACACAAAGAAAUAUGUGGUCAUCCCUGCCCCAGGCGGAAUAAACUGUAUAUAAGCCGGCCAUGGGGAGCACUCGGGGUGAACCACUGGGGAAACGCUGUCUCUCUGUCAGCCGGACCCCGAGGUCACCCAGCGCUGUUCCCGGGACUGACGCUGUCUUGGCUGAGGUGGGUUUUCUUUUUUUUCUGAAAUUUCUAUUUUUGUUAUUGUUCUAAUAAAUCUUUGCUAAUUUUUUUUCAUAAAUUUGGCUACCGAUUUGAUAAUUUAUAACAAGCCCCUCAAGUGCCACCAGCUCCUCGUGUCACCAAGAGCCCCUCAAGUGCCACCAGCUCCUCAUGUCACCAAGAGCCCCUCAAGUGCCACCAGCUCCUCAUGUCACCAGAAGGCCCUCAAGUGCCACCAGCUCCUCGUGUUACCAGGAGGCCCUCAAGUGCCACCAGCUCCUCGUGUUACCAGGAGGCCCUCAAGUGCCACCAGUUCCUUGUGUCCCCAAGAGCCCCUCAAGUGCCACCAGCUCCUCAUGUUACCAGGAGGCCCUCAAGUGCCACCAGCUCCUUGUGUCACCAGGACCUCAUGCAGGAGAAACUGGGGGGUCCCUUGGGGCUCGGUCCUGUCCCCCCCCAUUAUCAGCCGGGACCCCACCUUGUGAGAAACAGGUCAAAAUUGAAAUUUUUAUAAAAGUUUGUUAAGGGAUAAAAUUCUGGUGCUAAUUGCCGAAAGCUCACCGUUAAUUAAGCCAUGUUCUUUAUAGACUGUUACAUCGCAGAGGCUUAUGCAUAUUCAUGAGGGUUGAUGCAUAUUCAUAAUAUAUUAUUGAUCAAAAAUAUAUAUAUAAUAAAAUAGAAAUGUAAUAUAUAUUUUAUAAAAAUAUUUUCAAAAAAAUAUU
Melospiza melodia melodia is the source of this 2751-nucleotide messenger RNA. RefSeq lists its product as uncharacterized. The record is from RefSeq and is a predicted model, not a curated record. The coding region runs from base 353 to 1351 and encodes 332 amino acids. The transcript is spliced from 2 exons. NCBI's taxonomy places the organism in Eukaryota, Metazoa, Chordata, Aves, Passeriformes, Passerellidae.